This is a messenger RNA of Haemonchus placei, 255 nucleotides long. NCBI's taxonomy places the organism in Eukaryota, Metazoa, Nematoda, Chromadorea, Rhabditida, Trichostrongylidae. The record is from the annotation of a GenBank genome assembly.
AUGUCAGACAUUCGGUUGGAUACACCCGGGAUCAACAUCAAGCUCGUUCCUCUUCUACUCACAUUGGAUGUCAUUACAAGCGAGUUUCAGAACGGACUGUUCGAGACCAUUCUCUAUGCUGACUACAUCGCUCUGAUAGGAGAGCAGAGAAGAACUCUAGGAGAAGCUGCAGAGAUGGCAGAAAGUACUGGCGGACAAUGGGCUCCGGCUGGGAAUUUAUGGUUCAGUAUCAAUGGAUGUUCAACAUUCCAUUGA